Molecule: messenger RNA, 1455 nt
Organism: Entrophospora candida
Lineage: Eukaryota; Fungi; Glomeromycota; Glomeromycetes; Entrophosporales; Entrophosporaceae
Source: the annotation of a GenBank genome assembly
AUGUCUCAACAAGUAAAAAAAAGCGCGGAUUCUCUAGAUAGCAUUAGUAAUAAUCAUGAUAAAAACAACGUUUCAGAAUCUGAAGGACCAAUAGUAUCAACAGUGGUGGUAAGAAAUGGAGUUUAUAAGAGUGAACAAAUCGAAGAUCGUAAAAGUGUAUUUAUAGCAUAUGCAAAACGCGUAGAAAAUAAGCAACAAGUCGAACUGUUUAAGGAUGAAAUGGAAAGAGAAAAUAAUACUGCAACACAUAACAUCUUAGCAUAUAGAAUAAUGAAAGACAAUGAUGGAGCAACAAUUGAAGGAAACCGAGUUUUAAAUUUAUUAAAAUCAUUGGAUGUUAAAAAUGUGGUAAUUAUAGUUUCUAGAUGGUAUGGAGGAGUUAUGCUUGGUCCGGCACGUUUUGAUCAUAUCGAGAAAUGUGCGAGAGAAGUAUUAGAUAAAGGUAAUUUUGUAACUGGUAAACGAACUACUCCUGUUAGGGGUGGUUCAUCAACUGGUAAGAUAAUCGUUAAUGGAUGUCAGAGAGGUAAUCCAAUACUUCAACAUAUUUGUAAUGUUACUUGGGAAUAUGGUGAAUGUAUACCAGAUUAUGUUCUAGGACAAACAACGUGUGCUUUAUUUCUAAGCCUUAGAUAUCAUCGACUUCAUCCUGAAUAUAUUUAUAAUAGAAUUCAACAAUUGAAAUACAAAUAUCUAUUAAGAAUACUUUUGGUUUUAGUUGAUAUAGAUUCUCAUCAAGAUUCUAUUCGUGAACUUAGCAAAGUUUGUGUAAUUAAUAAUUUUACUGUGAUAUUAGCUUGGAGUCAAGAAGAAGCAGGAAGAUACCUCGAAACUUAUAAAUCAUUUGAGUAUAAGCCACCAGAUAUGAUUAUGGAAAAAGUUCAAGAUGAUUAUUUGUCAAGGUUAACUCAUUGCAUGACGCAAAUAAAAUCAGUUAAUAAAACAGAUGUGAUAACACUUGCUUCAUCAGCACGUUCAUUGAAAAGGUUGAUGUCAAUGCCAUCUGAUGAAAUUGGAUUGUGUCCAGGAAUUGGUGAACAAAAGGUCAAAAGAAUUUUUGAGACAUUUAAUGAACCAUUUUCACUAAAUGAAUUAAAUGUUGAAGAUGUUCAUGAAUCUGGAGUAGAUGCUGAUACCAAUAUCAUAAUAAAUUGGAAUCUUUUGGGCAAUGUUGGAAACAAUUUAAUAUUUUUGAAGAUGAUAUUAUUAUCAGUAUAUAUUGAUUCUGAUGCUGGUAUUUUAAAAUCAAUUUUCAAUGUUGAUAAUAUUGCAAAUGAUACAAAUGGACAACUUCAAAAUAAUUUUAAUGUUUUAAUGAAAUCAAGUAAAUUAGAAAUUCCUUAUAGAAUGAAUAAAAGACAAUUAAAACAAUUUCAACGUAUAUUUGAUAAAUAUGUUGUAAUUCUGAAUGGUAAAAAAGAAUCACCACAUACAUUACCUGCAUCUUUAAAAUGA